AUGCUCCAAACACGCCUCUCAUUGAGGAGCCUACAAACCUCCUGUAGAUGUCUUUCGUCAAUUACAGCCCGCGCAUACUCCAGCACCGUUGACCAGAAGCCCGAAGAACCUCCCCCACAGGAAAAAGUGACACCCAACUUCGCUUUUGCUCCUCCACCCGUUCGAGAUAAAGAAGGCCUCGGUCUGCGCACUUACACCCCUCGCACCCCCGGUCUGAGACAUUUACGAAGGCCGAUAAACGAUCAUUUGUGGAAAGGAAGACCCUACCAGAAGCUCACGUUCCCUAAAAGGGGCCAUGGCAAAGGUGGUCGAAAUAAUACCGGCAGAGUGACAGUACGACACAGGGGCGGAGGUCAUAAACGGAGAAUACGUACCAUCGAUUUUGAAAGGAAGGAACCAGGACCCCAUACCGUUGAGAGAAUCGAGCAUGAUCCCAAUCGAAAUACACAUAUUGCUCUUGUCAGGUCCAACAAUACCGGCAAAAUGAGCUAUAUUAUCGCUGCAGAGGGCAUGAGGGCCGGUGAUGUCGUGGAGAGUUACAGAGCUGGUAUCCCCAACGAGCUAUGGAAGAAUAUGGGCGGUACAGUCGAUCCUGGCAUGCUGGCUGCCAGAACCCGCAUGGCGGGGCAACUGUCUCCCCCUCCACAUGAUCCCCGUUGGCUCAUUGAUUUACAAUGUCGGCUUAAAGCCGGACAAGGGCGGCCAGCUGUGUCGGGCUGCCGGUACCUUUGCAACCGUCACUCUAAAAGCCACUGA
Molecule: messenger RNA, 756 nt
Organism: Paracoccidioides lutzii Pb01
Exons: 1
Coding region: 1-756 (251 amino acids)
Biological process (GO): cytoplasmic translation
Cellular component (GO): ribosome
Molecular function (GO): structural constituent of ribosome; RNA binding
Source: RefSeq, a predicted model, not a curated record